UGAAGCCCUAUAUAAGUGCAAGACUCAAUCAAUUAUGGAUCAGAGAGCAUGAGUCUCUACACAGUGAAGUGACAUUAGUUUGACUGCAGUACUACUAUGGAAAACACCUGUUGUAUGUAAAAGAACAUUAGAAGAAUGAAGAUGGAAUUGGUGAACAUUUUGGCCUUCUCUGUAUUACUUUCAGGAGGGUUUCUUCUAGCCUUUAAGUGUCCAAAAGGGGAAAUACAGACCUACACCCCUAUUUUCUACUUUGGGGAAUUCAUUAACUUGACCUGCGUCCUCAAGGUCGACAGAGUUGGCAGCGCAAAACUACUGAGCGAGGGCAGGCUCUACUUCAUGUCCUCAAAACUGGAAGAGGGUAAAGACGACCGAACACUCUAUGGAAAACCUUUGAAUAACCCUGGAGAGGUGGGAAUAAGUAUAUUGGAUAUGGUGAACCAAACAGCCAGCAAGAAGAACAAAUAUAUGCAUUAUGUCUGUCUGUAUGACCAGGACGGUCAAGAACGUCCUUGUCUUGUGGACCAAACAUUUGUAGAAAUCGAAUACAAACCAAGGGCUCCCAAAUCAGGCAGCUGUGUGGUGUAUAACUGGGAAAAAAUGGAAUGUUACUGGGACCUGGUGGUGGAAUACAGACAGCUUCAUGGAAUCACUGAUAUCAGUGUGGAGUAUCUGAAUGCUUCACUGGAUUAUAGCCUAACAACUGAGAAAUGGAGUCGAUGUCCUUUGUCUGUAAAUGGGACACAAGUAACCUGUGUCAUUAAGGAGGAAAAGAAUUCCCCUCUCUUUAUGGGGCACUAUUACUUCCGUCUCAUUGUCAACAACACGAAGACGCUUCACUCAGCGGUAACUCAGACAGAAUUCAUGACCAAUACACUCGUGAAGCCUGCCAAAGUACAUUCAGUUUCUGCCUUAGCCAAUAAAACCUCUAUUCAUUUAAAAUGGAGUGUAGAAAAGCCAUAUCAGCCACAGUUGUUCAGGAUUCGCUUUGUAACUACUUCAGAUCUCGACCAAAAUCCUCCAUGGAAGGAAAUUAAUACAACUAAAACAGAGGCGAUUUUGAAUGAUCUGCUACCAUAUAGAGAGUACACAAUUUGGAUAGCUGCUAUUCCAUUGGUCAGAAACCAGUCUACAGGAUUUUGGUCUGACACAACAAAAGCUCAUAACACCACAUUACAAGAUGUACCCAGUGAUGUACCAGAAAUGGAUCCAGGAUUUUAUACUUGUGUUGAUACUAAUUGUACAGCUGUGUUUAUCUUUUGGAAACCAAUAGAGGAUGAGCACAAAAAUGGCAUCAUUAAAAAGUAUAGGAUAAUAACAGAGAUAAAUGGUACACAAACCCAAAAAUAUGAAAUAGAAAAUCCCUCAGCGAUUGCUGACAAGGUCCCAGUUGACAACAGAUUUGACACAAAGAUCAAAGUGAACGUAGCCACGGAGGUGGGAUACUCCCCAAAAAGUGACUCCUCCCUCAUUAUCCCUGCAUUCCAUCAGCGUCCCCCCUAUCCAGAAAAUAUUAUUGUACAAGCUUUGAAUUCCAGUCUGAUAAAGUUAUCAUGGACAGCUCCCAAAAUUCCAGAAGAUGUAAGGAAAUACAUGAUCACAAACUACUCCAUUAUGUGGUGUAAAGGAGACCAUACUGGAUGCAAGGGAGAAAUAAAUUCUGAGAUACUUCCUAUCAAAAAAGGAUGGAAAAACUAUUGGAGAGAGCUGAGUGUUACCGACUCCUUUGAGAAGUUUGCCUUUGGCAUUUCAGUAGAAGCGUUCUUGAUUAAGACAGGCCGCUUCAUCAGCAGUGGUAUCAAGUGGAGUCAGUGCUCUUAUGCAGUGGAUGCUGUGCCUAAGGAACCAGUUGACAUAGAUCCAGUAUUAAUUGACACCCAUGAAACCAGCAACAGUACAAUGUUGUUUAACUGGAGUAGUUACAGCUGUAAGAAUGACAGAGUGGGUCCUGUCCAAAAUUUCACUGUGACAGUCUGCACUAUUAACAUCAGUGAAAACUGUGAAGGGACACCUCGGAUUGUUGUUCUGAGUGGAAACACAACCUCCUACAGAGUCACAGAUCUGAUUGGUGGAAAACUUUACAAAAUUACAGUGACUGCUGCAUUUAAGGGAGGCAACUCACCCACUGGACAAUUCAAGUUUAAAUCUCCAGCAACAUCACUAUUUAAUUCUUCAAACACAGGUGGUGCCGAGGGUGGUGCUCCGUGGGGAAUCAUUGCUGGGAUUGUGGCGGCUGUCAUAGCAGUGGUUGUAAUCAUUAUUGUUGCUUGGAGAAUAAGGCAUUGUUUAAAAACACCUGAUGUAGAAAUAGAGAUGCCUGCCAUAAAAACCAAUGGAGAAAUAUCUAGACUGCCAGAGUCUGCUGUCACCGAAAAUGUGCCUUUGCUUCAUUCUUCCGAGAAUCAGUCGACAUCUCCUCGAGCUGUACAAAACGGAACAGCGAUACCAACCCAGAUGCAUGAUAAUUCUUACUAUGAGUGCAGUCAGAAUUGCUCCAAAUACUAUGACCAGAGACACAGUGAUAAUAACACAGAACAUUCCUAUAUCCAGAAUGAUUCUGGAUUAAUUGAAAGUAAGAAAUCCAGGUCACCUGGAUCUUCACAAACUGCCAGGGAUAAUGGUUGUCCCCCAGCUGUGGGUCAUGGGUCCUCUUACAUUGAUCACACAGUGGCUAUGGGACUUCAGCCUAUUCAGCCAUGGGAGAGUGGUUUAGGCUCGUCUUCUUAUUGCCAUUCUGGAGAAAUUGACUCGUAUGCAAAGGCAGGUGAAAUGAAUAUUUGUUCUGUGAAUUCGGACAAAAGCACUUCCAUGUAUAUUCCUGGUGGUGCAUCCGGACAUGAUCAGAAUAAUACAUCAUCAAACAGUUUUGAUGAAUUCGGCUAUUGUAAGAAAUGAUCAUUCAUAGAUCUGUGUUAUAAGGUAGCUAGCAUCUGAUUAUUUUUUCAUAUGUGUAUGUAAUAAUUUCAGAAAAGGCAAAGGCAUUCCACUUGAUCUGUCCACAAUAACUUUUUCUCAGGGUUUUCAGGAGUAUUUUAUAUACAUGUAACAUGUACAGAAAAGAAUCAUAUUUGCGUAAAUUUUAAAAUGUUUAUCAGCCGCACAGAAGUAACCAUUUAGAAUAUAUUAUAUAAACUGCAUGCAGAAUGUACAAUCUAGAUUAUGAUUUCCACUUUUAAGAGGUCAAAUUUUAGUUAAUUUGUAGGAAUUAUUCAAUUUUGAAAUUAGAUUAGUAGGUCUACUUUUCUUUCAGUUCAAGCUAAAGCACACAGAAAUUAACUUCAAAGUUAAUUUUAUUGAACUAUUGCCCUUUCCCUUAAAGGAGUGGCUUUUUUAAGCAUGAAUAUUCCUUGCCGCA
This is a messenger RNA of Saccostrea echinata, 3352 nucleotides long. RefSeq lists its product as uncharacterized. The record is from RefSeq and is a predicted model, not a curated record. The transcript has 15 exons. Gene Ontology annotation, biological process: cytokine-mediated signaling pathway. Lineage: Eukaryota; Metazoa; Mollusca; Bivalvia; Ostreida; Ostreidae. Gene Ontology annotation, cellular component: external side of plasma membrane; signaling receptor complex. Gene Ontology annotation, molecular function: cytokine receptor activity; cytokine binding. The coding region runs from base 136 to 2892 and encodes 918 amino acids.